Capsella rubella is the source of this 1416-nucleotide messenger RNA. RefSeq lists its product as uncharacterized. The transcript has a single exon. The record is from RefSeq and is a predicted model, not a curated record. Gene Ontology annotation, molecular function: ubiquitin conjugating enzyme activity. The coding region runs from base 121 to 1344 and encodes 407 amino acids. Lineage: Eukaryota; Viridiplantae; Streptophyta; Magnoliopsida; Brassicales; Brassicaceae.
CCAUUAGGGUUUUUACUUUUUACUUUCUUUCCUGAUCCUUUAUGACAUUGUUUAUCAGCACUCCAUUAUAAAUAUUUAGGAGAGGGUUAAGAACAUAUAUCACUAGAGAAAAGCAAAAUCAUGACUUUAUUUACUAGUAAUCUGUGUGAAGAGCACGAACAAGGCAUGAAGAAAGGUGUUGAUGUAAGCAGCAGUGACUCAGAUCAUCAUGAAGGUGAUCGAGCAGGUAUUGAUGAUGACUCUGACGAUGAUCCAGCAGGUAAAUCUAGAGUGUUACUUUCAGAAAAAUAUAGGUCAAGAUCUGCUCAUCAGUUCAUGAGACGUGCGGAGAAAGUUUGGGCACUUCCUUGUACUAGAGAGGAGGAGGAAGACGUUGAAUCCCAAAAACGUGUACUGGAGUCUAAACCGGAAUCAGAUGAAGAAAAAGUGGGGGACAUCGUUCGUUUUGGGAAGAACAGUUACUUCGUUAUUGAUAUCUUCGAGAAAGAGAUCAUGGAGUUGGGAGACAAAGUGGAUUUGAACUACACAAGAUUCAGCAAGUUCGAAGCUGUUUGCGGAGGCGCUCCACGAGACCAUCACUUCUACAGCUACCGUUGCUGCUACUCUCGCCGCUGCGAUUGCUACAGAGGUACCGUGGAGCGGGAGUGGGGGAUUCUUGAGAGAGGAUUAGCUUCUAGGGAGAAGAAGGGAGUUAGCUUCUUUGUGACAACUUACAAAGACAGAAAAGAGCUGAUGAGGGUUGCUGUAACCGUGACAGAUUGUCAUCAGAAUCAUAGUUUGUACUUCUUUGACCUCAAGUUCCCUUCUGAGUAUCCCUAUGGAGCACCGAGUUUCUACUACCAUCCGUAUGGACUUCCUUUGAGUACUCAUGAAGCCCAAAAGCCAUUGAGAGCAAAGCUCUGCUACAACAUAUUAGAUGUGUUUCUCCACAUUCAAGACAUUGUGUUGAUGAACACCAACAAGUCAGGUCAGCAGAUGCUAGAUUUACUGGAACGGCCGCUCGCUGGGUUUCAAGAUUUCGUACAAGGGUUUUUUAGGAAGAAGGGGCCGAUGAUUCUGCGGAACUUGAUGCAAGAGUUUGAUAUGGAAAAGGAGAGGGACAAGAAAAUGUUCUGGAAGGUGUACAUUGCGUUUGUUGACAAUAAAGCUUAUUGUGAGCAUCUUCUCAACAGUGAUCUGAAAGCAGAGCUGGAGAAAUUGAAGGAGAAAGAGUAUACGUUAAGCAGUCACUACUAUGGUUCUUCAUCUCCCUACUACUCAGCCUACAAUACAAAGCCCGAUGGUUUCAAGAAGACAUCCAAAAACCAAAGCUUUUUCAGCAAGUACUUGCCUUUCGAUUAUUAGUGUCUUUUCUUAUCUUUUUGUAAUUUGUUUUUUCAGAUUUUUAAUCUGAUUCAGUGAUUCUUUUCCGAGAAA